UCACUAUUGCUCGCUGCUGUAUCAAAGUUAGCACAAUGUAUGGGACUCAGUCAGUCUUCACCUACUUGCUAAAUGAACGAUUGUUUUUAUUUCAUCCUUUUUUCUCAUGAAUCGUAUGCACUCAGCACAGUAGAAUGAAAUAUGUUUGGUUUUUCUGUCUAGGUCAAGUGCUUGGGAACUCCUCCUGACUGAGUGAGUGCACGCCUCCCAUUGCUGACAGACGUGAUGUUUUACCGGUUGCUAUCGGUGGUCCAAAGACAAAGAACCAGCCGAGGAUGGCGAACUGGCCCUCAGCCAGAAGCGGCGCAUCAGCGGCCGAGGCGCAUUCUGUCGCCCUGCCUGCCCAGGCGCAGGUGGUCAUCUGUGGCGGGGGAAUCAUGGGCACAUCCGUGGCCUAUCACCUGUCCAAGAUGGGGUGGAAGGACAUUGUCCUUUUGGAGCAGGGCAGGCUGGCUGCUGGCUCUACGAGGUUCUGUGCAGGCAUCAUAAGCACUGCCAGGCACUUGGGCAUUGAGCAGAAGAUGGCAGACUAUUCAAACAAACUGUACCAGCAGCUGGAGCAAGAAACAGGGAUCCAAACAGACUCAGCAGAUGACCCCGAGUCCUCAUCCCCGACUGUGAUGUUAGUGUGGGCAGUGCUUCAAUCUCAGUGUGACUUUUGUCAAGUGAAUGAGAGUAUUUCUUAUGAGUUGAGAAUCUGCUGCAGCUGCCUUAAUUGUGGACCAUCUGAGGAUCGAUGCCCAACUCUUUACCUUGAACAGGUGUACAGAUCUAUGACCGGACAAGUGUUGUUCACGUGAUGAUCAAAAAAGGUGAAGUCACUGGCGUGGAGACUGAUAAAGGACAGAUCGAAUGCCAGUAUUUUGUCA
Molecule: messenger RNA, 869 nt
Organism: Myotis lucifugus (little brown bat)
Lineage: Eukaryota; Metazoa; Chordata; Mammalia; Chiroptera; Vespertilionidae
Product: pyruvate dehydrogenase phosphatase regulatory subunit, mitochondrial-like
Exons: 4
Coding region: 276-800 (174 amino acids)
Cellular component (GO): mitochondrial matrix; cytoplasm; mitochondrion
Molecular function (GO): oxidoreductase activity
Source: RefSeq, a predicted model, not a curated record